Molecule: messenger RNA, 11386 nt
Organism: Fundulus heteroclitus (mummichog)
Lineage: Eukaryota; Metazoa; Chordata; Actinopteri; Cyprinodontiformes; Fundulidae
Gene: chd5
Product: chromodomain helicase DNA binding protein 5
Exons: 40
Coding region: 454-6462 (2002 amino acids)
Biological process (GO): chromatin remodeling; negative regulation of transcription by RNA polymerase II
Cellular component (GO): chromatin; NuRD complex; nucleus
Molecular function (GO): chromatin binding; DNA binding; ATP-dependent chromatin remodeler activity
Source: RefSeq, a predicted model, not a curated record
CCGCUGGCGUGCAUCCCUCCAUUAGCCGCGCAAGGAGACGCUCGGCAGCACAGUACUAGUUAAAGUACUAACUAGCAGACUAGGACUAACUAGUUGUGUUGGAAACUAUGGGAUGCAUCGUCAUGGCAACAGACCAGACGUCACAAUCUGGGCAUGUGUGUUCCAUUUUUGUCUUUCUUAUUUUUCAGACUGGGAGACCUGGAUUUAGAUCUGUCGGGGGAAAAUAAUAUAAAUUUGCGUUUUUGUAAUUUUUUUUAAAAACCUGGAUGGGGGGCAAAAAAUAAGCCUGAUUUGCUUGCGAGAGGUUUUUUUUUCUUUUUCUUUUUCUUUUUUUUUUUUUAAAUCUACAGAGCGAGUUCUUCUCGGGUGAAGAAAGAGACUGUGCUGCGGCAUCUGGAGGGUUAACUUUCUGUAUUCCCAGCCUGAAAGGGGUUUGGGGGCUAUGAGAUAAAGAUGCCGGGGUCGCUGAGUAAUGAAGACGAGGGACAGGACGACAUGGAUUUUGAAGACGAUAUGCCAGAUGAAGAUGACGAAACGGAGCGCAACACCGUUCCCCUCACGGCCCUCGCAAGCUUCUUCUCUGACGACGACUCCCUCAAACAGCAGAAGAAGACAAAGCCCAAAAAGAUCAAAGAAGGCAAAAUACCCAAGGUUAAGAAGAGGAAAAAAGAGGGAGGACUCCAGGCGAGACUUGACAGUGACCUGGAGGAGAUCUCAGAGGUAGAGGAGGAACACGAACGGCCAGAAAUUGGCUCCGAGAGCGAGAGCAGCGCGUAUGGCCCGACCAAAAAAAAGAAGAAGAAACCCCGGGAGAAAAAAGAGAGGAAGCCCAGAAAGAAGAAGAGAGAUGAGGACGACGAUGAAGACGACGACGACGAUGGCAACAUGAAAGAGCCCAAAUCCUCCAGCCAGCUGAUGCACGAAUGGGGUCUUGAAGAUGUUCAUUAUGGUUUCACGGAGGACGACUACAAAACAAUCACCAAUUACAAGGCUUUCAGCCAGUUCCUCAGGCCCCUCAUUGCCAAGAAGAAUCCGAAGAUUCCCAUGUCAAAGAUGAUGACAGUGUUGGGAGCCAAGUGGCGCGAGUUCAGUGCCAACAACCCGUUCAAAGGUGCAUCUGCCACCGCCGUGGCCGCCGCCGUGGCCGCCGCCGUGGAAACGGUGACUGUGGCUCAGCCAACAUCUGUCAGCAACAGCCAGCUGAGCUCUCAGCAAGGCACGUUAAAAAAAGCCAAAACCAAAGAAGGAAAAGGGCCAGGAGUUAGAAAGAAAAGCAAGUCCUUGAAAGAAGUGAAGAAGAAACCCAAGCCGAAGAAGACUAAAUCAAAAACGGGUCAAAGCGGGAAGAAAAAGAAAGCAUCCUCAAGCGAGGAGGACUUUCUGGAGGAGUCAGACUUUGAUGACAUCAGCAUCCACAGUGCCUCUGUGCUUUCUGAUACCUCUGGGGCCGCCACCAAGAAAAAGGCCCGACGUGGGCGGAAAAAAAGGAAAAAGGAGGACGGCGAUGGCUACGAGACUGACCACCAGGACUACUGUGAGGUUUGCCAGCAGGGUGGAGAAAUCAUCCUCUGUGACACUUGUCCAAGAGCCUACCACCUUGUGUGUCUGGACCCUGAGCUGGAGAAGGCACCGGAGGGAAAAUGGAGCUGUCCACAUUGCGAGAAGGAGGGAAUCCAGUGGGAGGCCAAAGAUGAAGAGGAGGAGGAGGAGGACCCCGCGGGUGAAGAAGAGGAUGACCAUAUGGAGUUCUGCAGAGUUUGUAAGGAUGGAGGAGAGCUUCUGUGUUGUGACACCUGUCCAUCAUCUUACCACAUCCACUGCCUCAACCCGCCUCUGCCCGAGAUCCCAAACGGGGAAUGGUUGUGUCCUCGCUGCAUGUGCCCACCUCUUAAAGGUAAAGUGCAGAAAAUUUUGCACUGGAUGUGGGGAGAACCGCCGCUGCCAGCUGAGCCACCCGCAGGCCCGGACGGCAAGCCGAUCGAUCCACUCACCAAGCCCCCGCUUAAGGGGCGCCCAGAGAGGGAAUUCUUUGUAAAGUGGGCCGGCCUUUCGUACUGGCACUGCUCCUGGGUCAGCGAGCUGCAGUUAGAGCUGUACCACACAGUCAUGUAUCGCAACUACCAGCGGAAGAACGACAUGGACGAGCCUCCGCCGUACGACUACGGCUCUGGUGAGGAGGAGCUCAACAACGAGAAGAGGAAGAGCAAAGACCCCCAGUACGCUGCGAUGGAGGAGCGCUUUUACCGCUACGGCAUUAAGCCAGAGUGGAUGGUCAUCCACAGGAUACUCAACCACAGUUUUGACAAAGACGGUGAUGUCCAUUACCUGAUCAAGUGGAGAGACUUACCGUACGAUCAGUGCACCUGGGAGGCAGAUGAUUUUGACAUCCCAGAGUAUGAAAUUCAUAAAGCUUUUUACUGGGACCACAGAGAGCAAAUUUUAGGAGAGGACCAGCGCCCUCUUGUGGUAAGAAAAGGGAAGAAACUGAAAGAGAACUAUCCGAAAAGAGAAGUCCCUCCCAGCGCCCCCAUCAUAGACCCAACCAUCAAAUUUGAGCACCAGCCCUGGUAUAUUAAUGCCACAGGGGGAACGUUGCACCCAUACCAGCUGGAAGGUCUGAAUUGGUUACGGUUUUCCUGGGCUCAAGGGACAGACACCAUCCUGGCAGAUGAAAUGGGCCUCGGAAAAACGGUUCAGACAAUAGUCUUUCUCUACUCUCUGUAUAAGGAGGGUCAUUCUAAGGGGCCUUUCUUGGUGAGUGCUCCUCUGUCCACCAUCAUCAAUUGGGAGAGGGAAUUUGAGAUGUGGGCUCCCGAUUUCUACGUGGUGACGUACACCGGAGACAAAGACAGCAGAGCAACAAUCAGGGAGAACGAAUUCACCUUCGAAGACAGCGCCAUAAAAUCUGGGCGCAAGGUGUUCCGGAUGAAGAAAGACUCGCCUAUAAAGUUCCACGUGCUGCUGACCUCUUACGAGCUGAUCACGAUAGAUCAAGCCAUUCUGGGCUCCGUCACCUGGGCCUGUCUGGUUGUAGAUGAGGCUCACAGACUGAAGAACAACCAAUCAAAGUUUUUCAGAAUUCUUAACGGGUACAAGAUUUACUACAAGCUGCUGCUCACCGGAACUCCUCUGCAGAACAACCUGGAGGAGCUCUUCCACCUCCUUAACUUCCUCACCCCGGACCGCUUCAACAACCUGGAAGGCUUCCUUGAGGAGUUUGCAGAUAUCUCUAAAGAGGACCAGAUCAAGAAGCUCCACGACCUCCUCGGACCUCACAUGCUCAGGAGGCUGAAAGCCGACGUCUUCAAGAACAUGCCGGCCAAGACUGAGCUCAUUGUGAGAGUGGAGCUCAGCCCCAUGCAGAAGAAGUAUUACAAGUUUAUUUUGACGCGGAAUUUUGAGGCUCUGAACUCCAGAGGUGGAGGCAACCAGGUGUCUCUGCUCAACAUUAUGAUGGACCUGAAGAAGUGCUGUAACCACCCCUACCUGUUCCCCGUUGCUGCUGUGGAGGCUCCUGUUUUACCCAACGGCUCCUACGAUGGCAACCAGCUGGUGAAGUCUUCAGGAAAACUAACGCUGCUUCAAAAAAUGCUGAAGAAACUCAAAGACGAAGGACAUAGAGUUCUUAUUUUCUCUCAGAUGACUAAGAUGCUGGAUCUGCUCGAGGAUUUCCUUGAGUUUGAAGGCUAUAAAUAUGAACGUAUUGAUGGAGGGAUUACUGGGGGCUUACGGCAGGAAGCCAUUGAUCGCUUCAAUGCUCCAGGGGCGCAGCAGUUCUGCUUCUUGCUUUCAACGCGAGCCGGAGGUCUCGGCAUCAACUUGGCCAGUGCAGACACCGUCAUCAUCUAUGACUCUGACUGGAAUCCGCACAAUGACAUCCAAGCUUUUAGCAGAGCCCACCGGAUAGGCCAAAACAAGAAGGUGAUGAUCUACCGUUUUGUGACUCGGGGAUCUGUGGAGGAGAGGAUCACUCAGGUGGCAAAGAGAAAAAUGAUGCUGACUCACCUGGUGGUGCGGCCAGGUCUGGGCUCCAAAACAGGCUCCAUGUCCAAACAAGAACUGGACGACAUCCUCAAGUUUGGAACUGAGGAACUUUUUAAGGAUGAAAUGGAGGCAGCGCGGACCAUGGGUGAUAACAAAGAUGGCGAGGAGGGCAAUGUCAUUCACUACGACGACGAUGCCAUCUCAAAGCUGCUGGACCGCAGCCAAGACGCCACCGAGGACACAGAGAUCCAGAACAUGAACGAGUACCUGAGCUCAUUCAAGGUGGCGCAGUACGUGGUGAAAGAAGAAGACGAAGAGGAGGAGGUAGAGCGGGAAAUCAUCAAGCAAGAGGAGAACGUGGACCCAGAUUACUGGGAGAAGCUUCUCCGCCAUCACUAUGAGCAGCAACAGGAGGACCUGGCCCGAAAUCUGGGGAAAGGCAAACGCAUUCGGAAGCAGGUCAACUACAACGAUGCGACCCAGGAGGACCAAGAAUGGCAGGAUGAUCUUUCAGACAAUCAAUCGGAGUACUCCGUGGGGUCCGAAGACGAGGACGAAGAUUUCGAGGAGAGGCCCGAAGGUGGACGCAGACAGUCUCGCCGACAACUUAAGAAUGAGAAAGACAAACCUCUGCCGCCCUUACUGGCACGUGUUGGAGGCAGUAUAGAGGUCCUUGGGUUCAACACGCGCCAGAGGAAAGCUUUCCUCAACGCCAUCAUGCGCUGGGGCAUGCCUCCUCAGGAUGCCUUCAACUCACACUGGCUGGUCCGGGACCUCAGAGGGAAGAGUGAGCGUGAGUUCAGGGCCUACGUGUCUCUGUUCAUGAGACAUUUAUGUGAGCCGGGGGCUGACGGAGCGGAGACCUUUGCGGACGGGGUCCCCCGCGAGGGCCUGUCUCGACAGCAUGUUCUCACCAGGAUCGGAGUCAUGUCGCUUGUCAGGAAAAAGGUGCAGGAGUUUGAACAUGUAAAUGGGAAGCUGAGCUCUCCGGAUCUGAUUCCCAUUGGAAUGGAGCUGAAGAAACUGACUGAAAGCGUGUCUUCUGAUCCCAACACCCCUGUGCCAGCCAGCCCUGUUGCUACGCAGCCCAGCACCCCCAUCCCACCAGAGAAGGCAGAAUCUUUGGUACGAAAUGCUGAAGACAAGGAAACAACAGAGACAGAGGCAAAGAAGCUAUCUGAGCAGGACCAGGCCCCCAAUGAAGAGUUAGCAUCAGCACCCGAGAAGGCUGGCGACAGUGACGAGACGAAGGCAACCUCAAAAGAGAAAACGGGAGAUGAGAGGAGCAGAACCAAAUCCCCCGUGACAAAGGCCGAGCCACCUGCCUACCCAAAAGAAUCGGCUUUCAAGCAGGCAGAGCUGCCAUCUAGUCAUACCUCACCUAAGACGGACCCUUGCAAGGAAGCCGAGAAGUCCUCUGAAAAAGGAGAGGCUGGUUCUCCUCGGGAAAGAACUGAAGACAAAGAAAAUAAGCCAGAUGACGUGAAGAGUGAACAUGCAUUAGAGGGUCGACUGAACGGGGACAAAGACACUCUGGAUGAGCUGGAUGAAAGCAGAAAAGAAGACAAAAACGGAUUCAAAGCCAAGUUCAUGUUUAAUAUCGCGGACGGAGGUUUCACUGAGCUGCACACCCUGUGGCAGACCGAGGAGCGAGCGGCUCUUUCGUCUGGAAAAAUGCACGACAUCUGGCAUCGUCGCCAUGACUACUGGCUGCUGGCUGGCAUCGUAACACAUGGCUACGCUCGCUGGCAAGACAUUCAGAACGACCCCCGUUACGCCAUUCUGAAUGAGCCCUUCAAAACAGAGAUGCAUAAGGGCAACUACUUGGAGAUGAAGAACAAGUUCCUGGCUCGGCGAUUUAAGCUGUUAGAGCAGGCAUUGGUGAUUGAGGAGCAGCUGCGACGGGCAGCUUACCUCAACAUGACCCAGGACCCCAGUCACCCUGCCAUGGCGCUCAACACGCGCUUCGCUGAGGUGGAAUGUUUGGCCGAGUCCCAUCAGCACCUCUCCAAAGAGUCUCUGGCUGGGAACAAGCCUGCCAAUGCUGUGCUUCACAAAGUGCUGAACCAGCUAGAAGAACUUCUGAGUGACAUGAAAGCAGAUGUGACACGACUUCCCAACAUGCUGUCCAGAAUCCCACCGGUGUCGGCCCGUUUGCAAAUGUCGGAGAGAAGCAUCCUGAGCCGCCUCACCAGCAGAGGCAGCGAACCUCCACCGCAGCAGCCUUUUAGCCAGGGAGGAUUCAGCUGUUCCCAGAUGUACAGCGGCGGUUUUGGUGGGGGAUUCAGAGGACCGGGCGGACAGCCAAUGGUCAACUAUAGCCAGAUGCCCCUCGGACCUUACGUCAGCGUGUCAUCUAAUGGCCCCCCACCCCCUACAAGCCAUUUGGACAAGAAAUCACUUGACUCGUUCAGAGACGGGGCUACGCCUGAACUCAAGUCAGGCAAAGCAAGUGAUGUCAUCUGUAUUGAGGACUAGACAAGCUCUGUAUCAUUGACCUGAGGUCAGAAACUCCCAGGGAUGGAAUCCGAAUGGAUGACUGCUGCCCUUGUGUCAUGCUACAUCCCUCUGUCCCCCCCCUCCUCCUCCUCCUAUCUCAUAAUCUGCUUACUGAAACUCGGCUGUGAGCGGAUAAGGCAGUUAACUUUUUUUGAUUCGUGUACAUGUAUCUAUCUUAAAAAAAAAAGUUGCACUUUUAUCUUUCAAGGACCCUAUAGAGGUAUUUCAGUAGGUGUUUGUUUUAUUUGUUGAGAAACUGAGAAUAAGGACAGAAGACGAAGCAGUUUUUUUUUGUUGUUUUUUUUUGGAAGAGGACUUUGAAAGGCCUGCACUAUAAAGCAAAACUCAAUCAAGUCCAAGCGUCGGGGCCUCUUCAACGGGGCUCACUAAGUUUUAUGUAUUUAUUUUUCGCAGGCUGUGACUUUGUAAAUCUGCGUGCAACCCCCUUGCUUUUAUGCAUACGUCAACGCCCCCUUUACACUGUGACUGUGCUGCUUUGAAGCUUGUUCAAUGUGAAGAGGAGAGAAGCUCACUUCUUUAAAUCGAGAUAGUUUUCGAACAUCGAUAUCCUUAAAGUUACUGUACACGAACAUGACUUUUUAUCAUCCAUGUUGCAAGCAGGUGACAGAAUGCGGGUUUUUCGAGGAAAUCAAAACUUUUACCAUGUACUGUAUUUGUUUUGCAGAACAGUUUAUCUGUAGCCUUUGAAGACUGCCACCUGCUGGUGAUGUUGAGAAAGUAGCUCCGGCUAAAACAGGAAGCUGCGCCUAACUCUUAUCACCUUUCAAGGCUGCCGUUCGGCUACUGUACAUAUUAGGAGGCUGCAAUUUAUUUUUCAUUGCAAAGGUCUAACGAAGGUGAAAAUAACAACUCAUUCAUAGCUAAAAAAAAAAAAAAAAGUUUUCAGGUCUCAGUAUUGUUCAUGGUAAUCCAGCAGAACAAUUUGAAAUGACAGAACAUUAAUUCAAAAUUUCUAUGUACUGUACACUACUCGUGACUCUUUGUUUGAAUGUUAGUGUUGGUUGUAGCGCUUCACCCACACAAGCCACGGUGGGACCAUAAACUGGCACUUGCUUGCAGGGUUUCAGAGAUCAGACCAAGUGUGAGUCAGAACCGACAAGUUUCAUUUUCUCUUUAACGUCCCGAAAAAACCCUCCUUACUUCCCAUUUUACUGGUUCGGACUGAAAACGAAAAUACACGCUUGUGUCGCAAUGUCAUAUUCAGCUCUUUUUAGGAGCUGGGGUUUUGUGCCCCUGCGCUUGAGUUAUAGUAUAAUCAGAUACAUAAGCUUACUUCAUGCAAGGGGAUAGCUCGUUCUUUGAUGCAGUGCAUUUUUUCCGCUGAGGCGGAUAUUGUAUAAAGGUGAUGCCGCAGCCUAAACUUACCUGUUCUCAUUCCAACUUUAAAGGAAUGGUGUUGCACUGUGUGACUUUUUGACGUCCCCCCCGUCCCCCCUUAAUGUUGUCGUCCUUUAUGUCGACCCAUGUAAAAUGCAUUAGGUGCAGAGAUUUUUUCAAAAAUACUAAUCUUAGUUUUAUGUAAUAAAGUUAAUCGAGUUUAGGACAUGUUGACAAAUGUACCAAUUUAACACACUCUAAGGAAAAAAAAAACUUCAUAGUUCGAAAGUUAUGUUGACAAGUUCAUAUAACCAGUUAAUUGAAAAAUCUGUUAAAUUAGUCUGAGCUGGAACUUUAAUUUAUGGAUGUUUUAACUGUGACUAAACUACUCAUAGGCAUUUUUUUUCUAUGGUUGCUUGUGAACACAACAUUGAACUUGCCUUCUACUGUCCAAUGUAGCAAAAAAAAAAAAAAAUAAUCCAAAAUGAAGAAUAAACAGUGUUAUUGUUGGUAAUAUGGUUAACUAGAGGUGGACCCUAAGUAGAAUUUUUCUUAGGAACUCAUACUAACUUUGGACAGCCCUCGUUAAACCAAAGAAACAUCUGAAACAGGCAGGAGAUUGGUCUUUAAGGACUGCCUUGGACAUAACUGCAUUAAAGCUUGUUUUGCCAACACUGUGGAAGCAUUGUUUGAUGAAAAAGUGUUGUUUGCUGUAACUUUAUAAUUGAAAGCAUUUGAAUCUUAGCAACAGCUGGAUCCAUGCAGGUCACUUUGAGACACAGAGUCUUUGAGUCUGAAGCCAUGCUGUUUUCAAAUGCGUAGAAUGUGGCCGCCUCCUUUCUUAGGCCUGCAGCAAGCAUCUUUAGUGGAUCAAAAAGUCUAAAUUGGAUCCUUAAUGUAUAUAUAUAUUUUCUGAACUGUGGCUAUGUUUGGAUUUCAUUUUUUCUUGGUAGAGUUUUGAAUAUAAUUUAAAAAUCUACCAAGUAAUUAGAUGCAUUUUGUGUUCACUAACAACAACCUUCUCAUACUGGGCUUAUAUAUCAUCGUGCUUUGUCCUAUAUUAGGUGCCAUUUCUAAAUUGAAUGUGAAUAUCUUCCUUAUUGUCUCCUCCACUUUUCUCACAAUUGCUCCAAUAAUUUUUAACUAAGCUCCAGUUUGAUCUCAAACUAUUUUAACCAUACUUAAAAGUUGCAUUUUUUGAUUCUUACGACUUACUAAAACAUGUUGCUGUCAUCAAAUCUUGCCACAUUUCAAGAACAGCGUCACAUGCUGUGUGUUCCUAAAUCAAAUUUAGGGUUCUAAUAAUUUGCAAGUUAUUGCUUUCUGUUCCUCUGUGCCCUAUGUUUUUGAAGGUGGCAUAAACCAGUGCAGAUCUAAUAAGUUGAAAGUAGUAGUAUACUUUGGAAAAGUAUUUACCCCCUCACAAAUGUCCUGUUUAUGCAUUUUUAAUCACAUCUAAAUGUUUUAGAUACUCAAAUAAAUAAUAAUGAAGAGACCCCUAUAUAACACUAAACACAGUUUUAAAUUUUUCCUUCUCUUUAUUUGGGAAAAAAACUUUCCAAAUCCGCCUGGCCCUAUGUAAAACAGAAUUGCCCUCGGCAGCAACCCCUGCUAUCGAGCAUUUGCUGGCGUGGAAUCCUGACCCGCUCUUAUUUGCAGCAUUGUUUUAGCUCCGUUGAAUGAUUUCUGAGCAUGAACAGUCUGCUUAAGGUCAGAAUCUCAAAUAUAUUGUUCAGACUUUGACUAGGACCCUACAAAAUCAACUAGAGCAAUUCAUCAAGGUCCUAAAAAAAAAAGCUGUUCCAGACCAUCACAUGACCAGCACCAUGUGAGCGUUCAUGUGAAAGUCUGGUUGCCUCUGAUUUAAGCCUGCUUGUGGUUGCCAUGACUCAGAUAACUGAGAACUUGCACAGGCGUGUUCAUGUAAUGUUCAUAUGAUGGUCCUUUGUGUUCUCCCAUGGAGGCUUUUCCCCUCUUUUAAUUGCUGAACCAUCAACAUUCACCUUAACUGAGAAAACCAAGGGCUGCAGUACUUCCAAUGUUGUCCUGGGGUGUUUUGUGACCUCCUGGAUGAGUUGUUCAAGCACUCCUGGAGUAUUUCUGGUAGGCCAGCCACUCCUGGAAAGGUUCACCACUCAUCCAGGCUCCCUCCCCUUGUGGGCAAUGGUUCUCACUAUAUCCCUCUGAAGUCUCGACAUGGCUUUGUACCUCAGUGACUUGGUCUCUCAUCCGUUCUUGAAUGUCAACUUCAGUGCACAUGGUGCUUUUUUUUUUUUUUUUUUUUUUUUUAGAUCUUUUCAUCUACUUCUUGUUGUCAAACAGGACACUUAAGUCAUUUCUUGAUUGCACAGGUCUGUUAAUCAUCAGGCCUGGAUGUCCAGCAAAAUUAGCUUAAUCAUACAGGAUUUAACAAAGGGUGAGAUUCUUUUUUUUUUUACAUAGAGCUAGGUAGUAUGGAACACUUUUUUUCAUUAGUAAAUAAUUGCUAGAACUAGCUAGAACUUUGAUAUUUAAUUUUUUUUUUAAAUAUACUUUAGUAUGACUAAAAAAGCGAAUAUUGAUCAAAAUCUAUAAGGAGGCAAAUACUUUUUCACAACAUUGUCUUUCUUUUUUUAAGGUUCGGUGGAAAUCUUUUAUAUUUGACUUUUUACAAGGGAUAAGGUUGUGAAGUAUAAACUUGUUCGACUGGAUUUUUUCAUCCUGUAUUGGGAAAUUAAAUAAUUGCCCUGGAGUGCUCGUUUCGCCCCCCCUCCCUUUUAACCAGAUUGUAUACCUUCAGUCCUUACCCGGAAAUCUCAACUUGCCAUGACUGGAAACUCAAAUACUUUUGCAGGCGUUGCAAUUUUUUUUAACCAUCUGAUGUGUCUGGAAGUGCAUCACAUCAGUUUCUGUGGAAUGUUUCUAAGUGCUUAUUGUUGUCAGCUGUGUUUUUGCUCAUGCCAUCAAAUACUUGACCAUGACAUGUAUUAGGCUAUUAACAGAUAGGACCUCAGAACAUGUAAAUACUUGAAUGAUUUUUCAGAAUGAAGCUCGUAUCAUAUAGAUUUCUUUUUUUUUUUUUUUGUAUUUGUAAGAAAACAAAACGAAAAAAAAAACAUGAAUGUCCACUGAAUUGUGUUGCCAUAGAACUGCUAUGUGCACAACAUGUGCUCAUCAAUCAAAUUUCUGUCUUUUCCUCUGGAGUGGUGACAUCAAACACAAUAUUUUCAAUGAAAUGCAAUCAAACUGAAGUCAGUAUGAAUGUACUGUCCGUUUAAAAGGCUUCAGUCUAAUAUUAAGAUGUUAAACAAUGUAUGUAUUCCUUAUUAAGAUGGCUUCAAAAGCUACUAAAAGACCCUUAUAAAAGGCACCUUUGUUGCAGUAAAUGCACAGCAUGUGAAACGUCUGACGGUUCACUUUCCAGGUGUGGCAGCGUGUCUUUACAGACAAGGAGCUCCAAGCAGUGUUAUGGUUCUGAUAAUUGUGCUGUAUGGCAAUUGAAUCAAAAAGUGAAUUUGUCAUCUUUUUAUUUGUAUUCCGUGUAUUUGUUCAAUGUGUUUUAAUAAAUAUUCUGGACAAGAAGGAA